GGCAAAAAGACGUCAGGCUGCUACUUGGCUAUUUCUAAUCUUGUGUUACAAGCAAACUCUCUUUACAGAUUUUGCCAUUUCUGCUGAAAAAAGAACUCAGGAUCACAUCGCUUGUACUUGUGCAUAAAAUCUGAAGAGGGCAUGUUUCCGCGAUAGCGACCGGAGUCACCGUACCAUCAAGUUUAAAAGAAAUUAAGACGCCUAGCUCGCCGGCUGCCAAGAUUUGCAAGAAACUUCGAUUUACGUUGAUGGAGCAUUCGUGUGUAAAAAUUACGAAAUAAACCUCGCACAUUCCAACAGAGGUUACAUCGUGGGAACGGAGUGAAUAUCGUUUCUCGCAAGUUGUUUUAUGAUGGACGAGUUAAGAUGGCAUACACCAAACAAGAUGAGAAAUCGCGACAGUUCCUUGAUAAACAGCCCGAGGUUACAUAUGACUCCGGUCAGACGAAACGAGAUCCGUCCCAAACGUAUGGCAUAUCAGAACAAUGCGGGUUGCUUCACCGUUCUGCCAAGUUAUAUUACUCCACCGUCUGGAUUGACUAAGAUCACCAGGAAAAAUCCAUUUGAGGCUGACUUGAACAGUAGAUUACACAUGUCCAUGAUCAGUCCAACUAUAUUUGCCAAGGCCCCAGACUCUAUGGUUCAACAGUCACCAGGAUUUAGAUGGAGCAUAGAUGAGUUAGCACAUAUACGACCAGCAAAGAUAGAAGAAUCUCCUAUGCAGCAGGUUAAUUCUCCAGAUCCCGAGAUAGAAUUGCAAGCUCAGGCAGCUAUAGAUCGAUUUUUCAAGAAAAAUCAAAUAAUUCCUAGCCCAUGGCUACAUAAAGAAAAAAUAAAUAAACCAUAUAGUGAAACAAAUACUCCUAACAGAAUUAUGGAUAUUAUGAAUUCUACCAAGGAAUUCUUUAAAUCAAAAAAAGAAGCAUGGACUCAGACAAUAUUGUCUUUACCUACAAAUCUGCCACAAAAUAUUGAAGAUGCUUUGAAAUCUUUUUGCACAUUUACUCAGGAACAAAAUACAGAUAAUGAAGAUGUAAAUUCAAGCAACAACUCAUUAAGGAGAAAAUUAUUUUUUAAUAACGACAAUGCUGACAAUGAUAAUGAAAGCAUUGCAUCUCUAUCAUCAGUUGAAAUGAAUGGAUCUAUGGUCUUAUCUGGCAGUCCUCCCCAAAGUGGAAUGUUUAUCCAUGGAACAUUGAAGGGAUCGCUAAAAAGUAGACGACACAGCGACAGAUCUGUAAGCUUAUCACCGCCUUUUAUGUCGCCGAUACAACUCGAUAACGAGAAUGGUAUGCUGUGUAAAAAAUUUAAACGUUCAUGUUCGAUCACACGGCUAGACCUUGUAACGGAAAUGAGCAUAGACCAUAUAGAUGCGGACGAAAUUCAAAAUCAGCGCUAUGAUUAUUUGUUAGAUAUAUCCCGCAAUACGAAUACGGAGGCUACAGAAGAUAAUCGUGAAAUUAUAGUUGUAAAUAAUGAAACUAAUUUAUGCGGCGGUUCUGCUGACGUAGAGACAUCGAAAUAUACACAUCCAAUUAGCGCUAUUGUACAAUUUAAACCCGUCGUGUUAAAUAACCAAAUUCAUAAUGCUACUAGCUUAACGUCUGCAACUGAAAUAGAGAAAAGUUGCACGCAUAAAAGUUACAAACAAAGUAAUACAAUGUUUGGUACAUCCGAUCCGUCGAGUAUCUUAAAUUCAGUUCAAGACACCGGCUACCAAACUUAUAGUAUGAAUAGCAUAAUGCACACAGUAGAUGGUUAUAAUAUUUCAAUGCAAAAUCCUAAAGUUCAAUCGAAAGAACAAACGGUAACGUCCAAUCAUGAUGCCCAAUUGUCUUGGAAAGAAGAUAUGCCAAACGUAUUUAGUUCUACACCCUCUAAAUGUAACAAAGAAAAAAAUAGCUGAUAAUAGUAGUCAGAUGUAUCAACUACGCAUAAUAAAACAAUUGUGCUACAUAAUUAAAAUUAUAAUUAUAAU
Molecule: messenger RNA, 1978 nt
Organism: Harpegnathos saltator (Jerdon's jumping ant)
Lineage: Eukaryota; Metazoa; Arthropoda; Insecta; Hymenoptera; Formicidae
Gene: bora
Product: aurora kinase A activator-like protein bora
Exons: 7
Coding region: 350-1906 (518 amino acids)
Biological process (GO): regulation of mitotic nuclear division; regulation of mitotic spindle organization; activation of protein kinase activity
Cellular component (GO): cytoplasm; nucleus
Molecular function (GO): protein kinase binding
Source: RefSeq, a predicted model, not a curated record